AUGUCCAUCAGAGCUGUUCGGGAACCGGCCAACGCCAAAGUUGAUAUUGUGUUUGUUCACGGCUUGCAUGGCGACCAAGCACCGUGGACGUCCGAGGCGGAUGUCUUCUGGCCCGACAAGUUCCUCCCAGCCAAAGUACCCGACGCAUGCAUCCUGUCUUUCGAUUAUCAAGCGUCUAUCGGUUCUUUCUUUGACGAGGACGACGAAAUCACUGACAUUUCCAGCGAUCUGAUCAACGAGCUGAUGGACCAUCGAGCUGAGAAACAAAAGGAAGAAAGACCGAUCAUUUUUGUCGCACAUUGUCUCGGUGGCACUGUUUUGGAGAACGCGCUAGUACGAGCUGCCGAACAUCCCAGGAAAAAAGAGCUCAUCGGCUGUAUCUACGGUAUAUUACUGCUAGGGACACCACAUUUUCAGGCGGGAUCACUGGCGGCAGCCACAAAGUAUUUCCAAGUGGCUCAGGCGGAGAUCCCGAGUGAGUCGGACCUGAAAGACCGAUUAGAGCGUCUGAGCGCCAUCCCGCAGGCCUAUGCCGGCCUCAAACAAGCAGGGGCUGAGUUCGAGGUGGAGGGUUUCUAUGCCGGAGCCGGCACCAAGCUAGGCGGCAAGGACGUGAAGAUCGUUGAUGAGGGGUUGGCCCGAAGCCCGGAAGCUCCUCCCCCUGAGCGGCUGGCGCGCAAUCAGCUACGAUUGAGCCAGUAUGACAGCGAGGAUGACAAGGAUUUCAAGAAGGUGUCUCGUGUUCUUACCCAAUGGGCGUCCAAGAUUGUUCUUCCGGAGGAGGAUAAAGGGGCGCAAAAUGUGUCGAAUGCAACAUUUUCGGGCUCCCACAAUUCCGGUUUGCAGCUGGGGCAGAAUGUUGGCACCCUAAAGGGGUUCAGCUUCGGAAGAGGUUAG
Messenger RNA from Penicillium hordei, 897 nucleotides. RefSeq lists its product as uncharacterized. The record is from RefSeq and is a predicted model, not a curated record. NCBI's taxonomy places the organism in Eukaryota, Fungi, Ascomycota, Eurotiomycetes, Eurotiales, Aspergillaceae. The coding region runs from base 1 to 897 and encodes 298 amino acids. The transcript has 4 exons.